UUUCGAUAUACCCCGAAAAGUUCAAAGCUUGCGGGUUCAUAAUCCCCGUCAAAAAAUAAAACAGCAGAAAAAAGUGAAUUUCAUUCUCCGACAGCUCAUUCCGUCAGCCGUUUCCGUUUUUAAAGAAUUCCAGAUUUAUUCAACAAUUCUAAGAGUUCGAGACGUAAGCGUCGCAUCAUUUGUCUGACUUGACCACAAUGUCCAACCACAAGGAUGUUUCUGACGACGAGGAAUUUUCCACCUUAUUGGCCUCUGCAGGGAACAAGUUGGUCGUUGUCGACUACAAUGCUACUUGGUGUGGGCCGUGCAAAGCCAUGCACCCUGUCUUCAUCCAACUCUCCCAUAAGUUUCCUGAAGCUCUCUUCCUUGGGGUUGAUGUCGACCGGUGUCGAGAAACAGCUAUGGCACAAGGAAUUUCUGCGAUGCCUACGUUUAUAUUUUAUAGGCAUCAGCAAAAGCUAGAUUCGGUUCGAGGGGCGAAUGCAACAGAGUUGGAGGAGAAAAUCAGGAAGCAUUACGGUCAGCCAGAGUCAAUGGAUCCUCAUGGUUCAGGACCUGGAGGAAUUGGCGAUAUAUUCCCGUACAUCGACAUGAAGGGGUGUGAAUGUCUGAACGAGUCGGACGCUACCCCUUUCCGCUCAUUUAUUGAGAAGAAAAGCAAACUAGUUUCUGAUUGUGACGAGCAACUGAUUUUAGUUUACGGGUUCAACCAGAAUGUUAAGCUGCAGUCUUUGAAGAUCAAAGCACCAGUUGAAACUGGCCCAAAAACUUUGAAAUUGUUCACUAAUCAACCGAAGACUUUGGAUUUCGAUUCCGCGUCCUCGAUGACACCUGUUCAAGAAAUUAUCUUGAAAGAAGAGGACCUCUCUGGUGAAAGUACUGUUGAAUUGCGAUUUGUGAAAUUUCAAAAUGUGAGCAACUUACAAAUCUUUGUGAUGGACAACUUAUCAGGAGACGAGACAACUGAGAUUGAAUCACUUACAAUUUAUGGAACGCCAGUUUCGACAACCAAUAUGACCGACUUUAAACGUGUCGCUGGAAAUAAAGGAGAGUCACACUAGAGUUUUUUCUCAAGUCAAAAACUGAUUUUAAAUGAAGCCUCUCGGAAUAAAAAUAUGGUGUAACAAAUAAAGAACCACCUUGCUUCCAAAUUGCGUUUGAUUGAAUCUAACGAAGCUAAACUAAAUAAUUUUACUGUAAACUACUACAGCAAUUCCUUUUUUCAAUAAUUCUUACUUUUUCGAUAUAAACUGUAUUUUAUGUACAGUCUGAAAAGUUGAAAUAAAAUUUAAAUUGUCAAAAAGA
Messenger RNA from Folsomia candida, 1305 nucleotides. It is a transcript of the gene Txl, whose product is annotated as thioredoxin-like protein 1. The transcript has 7 exons. The record is from RefSeq and is a predicted model, not a curated record. Lineage: Eukaryota; Metazoa; Arthropoda; Collembola; Entomobryomorpha; Isotomidae. The coding region runs from base 198 to 1061 and encodes 287 amino acids.